AUGCCCUUACCACCCAUACUGAUCUUCAUGGUCAUCUUUUGCCUGGAGUCGCUGGUUGCUAUGCUGCAAAAUGGGUUCAUUGUCACUGUGCUGGGCAGGGAAUGGAAGAAGAGCCGGGCUCUACCCUCAGGUGACAUGAUUGUGGCCUGCCUUGCUGCCUCCAGGUUCUGCCUGCAUGGGUUAGCUACCCUGAAUGACUUUCUGAUCUCCUUUUUAUUUUGUUACAGAAACAACCAUUUUGGCAUUCUCUGGGACUUCAUCAACACUGUCACUUUCUGGCUAACCACAUGGCUUGCCAUCUUCUACUGUGUGAAGAUCUCUUCCUUCUCCCACCCCAUCUUCUUAUGGCUGAAAUGGAGGAUUUCUCGGUCAGUGCCCAGGUUGCUACUGGUAUCUAUAGUCAUUGGUGGCCUGUCGGUCAUCUCCACAGCCACUGGGCAAACAAUUGCCUCUCAGAUGAUGGUCUCCUAUGAAAACUGCACAGUUGCUAGAAUGAUGACUUUCUAUCAGUAUUUUUAUCGCUGUCAUGUAAUGCUUAUGUGGGUCACUCCAUUCCUCCUGUUCCUCAUGUCCAUCAUCUUGCUUAUGUUCUCACUGUAUCGGCAUGUGGGGCAGAUGAGGGACCACAGACCCGGGCCUCAUGACCCCAGCACCCAGGCUCACACCAUGGCUCUGAAGUCACUUGCCUUCUUCUUCAUCUUCUACACAUCGUAUUUUCUGUUCUUGGUGGUGUCUGCUACACAGAUCAUAGUCAUCCAAAAUUUCUGGUACUGGGCUUGGGAAGUGAUAACUUAUGCAGGCAUCUCCAUACACUCCACCAUCUUGAUGCUAAGCAGCCCCAAGCUGAGAAAGGCCUUCAAGAUGAAGUUUUCAGACCUUUGUGCUGCUAUCUCAUAA
Messenger RNA from Nannospalax galili (Upper Galilee mountains blind mole rat), 897 nucleotides. RefSeq names its product taste receptor type 2 member 134. The transcript has a single exon. Bases 1 to 897 code for a protein of 298 amino acids. Gene Ontology annotation, biological process: G protein-coupled receptor signaling pathway; sensory perception of taste; detection of chemical stimulus involved in sensory perception of bitter taste. The record is from RefSeq and is a predicted model, not a curated record. Gene Ontology annotation, cellular component: membrane. Gene Ontology annotation, molecular function: bitter taste receptor activity; G protein-coupled receptor activity. Lineage: Eukaryota; Metazoa; Chordata; Mammalia; Rodentia; Spalacidae.